Myzus persicae (green peach aphid) is the source of this 1375-nucleotide messenger RNA. It is a transcript of the gene 128up, whose product is annotated as GTP-binding protein 128up. Gene Ontology annotation, molecular function: GTPase activity; GTP binding. Bases 208 to 1311 code for a protein of 367 amino acids. NCBI's taxonomy places the organism in Eukaryota, Metazoa, Arthropoda, Insecta, Hemiptera, Aphididae. The transcript is spliced from 8 exons. Gene Ontology annotation, biological process: cytoplasmic translation. The record is from RefSeq and is a predicted model, not a curated record. Gene Ontology annotation, cellular component: cytoplasm.
AAUCUGAACGCCUGAUAUAGUGAUACCCGGAAAAUCAUCUCACUUACUCAAGACUCAACACUCGAUACUCGCUGCUCACUGUCUACUCUUGGAUCAGGAGUAGUUCUAUUGCUCCUACUCCGGAUAAGACGUUAACAUAUUAUUAAUAUAGAUUUCAUUCGAUUUUGAAAAUAUUUUAUACCUUAUAAGUUGAAAUAGUUCUUAAGGAUGACGACGAUACUAGACAGAAUCUCGGCCAUCGAGGCCGAGAUGGCCAGAACUCAGAAGAAUAAAGCGACAGCUGGACAUUUAGGUUUGCUGAAAGCUCGUAUUGCCAAACUUCGACGAGAACUUAUAACGCCCAAAGGUGGCGGUGGAGGUACUGGAGAAGGUUUUGAUGUAGCUAAAACUGGAGAUGCUAGAAUUGGUUUUGUAGGUUUUCCUUCUGUCGGUAAAUCAACAUUGUUGAGUAAUCUAGCUGGUGUUUAUUCAGAAGUUGCUGCAUAUGAGUUUACAACUUUGACCACAGUUCCUGGAUGUAUUAAAUACAAAGGGGCUAAAAUCCAACUUUUAGAUUUACCUGGUAUCAUUGAAGGUGCUAAGGAUGGUAAAGGUCGUGGACGACAAGUUAUUGCUGUGGCUCGCACAUGUUCAUUGAUUUUCAUUGUUUUGGAUGUUCUUAAACCAUUAAAACAUAAAAAAUUAAUUGAACACGAAUUGGAAGGAUUUGGAUUAAGACUUAACAAAUCGCCACCAAAUAUAGUUUAUAGGCGAAAGGAUAAGGGUGGAAUAAAUUUACAGACCAUGGUACCACAAAGUGAAUUGGAUUUGGAUACCGUAAGAACUAUAUUAUCAGAGUACAGAAUUCACAACGCUGAUAUUACUCUAAGAUAUGAUGCUACCUCUGAUGAUCUUAUUGAUGUUGUUGAAGGAAAUCGCAUAUAUUUACCUUGUAUCUAUAUACUUAAUAAAAUUGAUCAAAUAAGCAUAGAAGAAUUGGACAUCAUUUAUAAAAUACCUCAUACAGUACCCAUAAGUGCUCACCAUAAAUGGAAUUUUGAUGACCUUUUAGAAAAGAUGUGGGAAUACUUGAAAUUAGUUAGAAUUUACACCAAGCCUAAAGGACAGUUACCAGAUUACGGAUCUCCAAUUGUCUUGCAUAAUGAAAGGAAAAGUAUAGAAGAUUUUUGUAAUAAACUUCAUCGCACCAUCGCCAAAGAAUUUAAAUAUGCUCUGGUUUGGGGAUCAUCUGUUAAACAUGUGCCUCAAAAAGUUGGAAAAGACCAUGAACUUGAAGAUGAAGAUGUUGUGCAGAUUGUUAAAAAAAUUUAAAUAUAAUAUGUCUAGUACAUAUUAUUUUAAAUUUAACAAUAAUAAAAAACGUUAUUUUUUUUAA